AUGGACAAGAAUUUGUGCUUUGUGAUAUUUUAUGGUUCAGAAUUCAAACUACAUACUUUAUCUAUUACUGCAUCAAAUAAAGAUGAGUACCGGAAAUGGAUGAUGGGACUGGAGCAUCUUGUCACUGAUACCCAGACAGCCUCUUACCAGCUUCAAGUUGAAAGAUGGCUGAGGAAAGAAUUUUACCUCAUGGAAAAACUUGGUACAAAUGUUGUCACACAGAAACACCUUAAAGCAUGGAUGUCUCGGAUUAAUUAUAAAAUUGCUACAAGCAAAUUGAGAGAUAAAUUUCAGGAAGUUGAUACAACUAACCGGGGGUCAAUAGUAUUUGAAGAAUUUGCCACACUUUUCAGGAACCUUAUACAUGUACCGUCUAUCAUCACAGAACGUUUUUAUUCAUAUUUUAGUUAUACUGGCGAUCUCAGGAAGAUGUCACCUUAUCAAUUCCAAUCAUUUUUGAUACUAGAACAGAAGGAAACAACAGCUAACAACAUCCAGACCGUGAAGGAAAUAAUGAAGAAUCAUCUGGACGACCUGGUGCGAGCUGCUGCUGUUAACCUUUAUUUUACAGAGCAAGAGUUUGAAGAUUAUUUAUUCUCAAAAGUAAAUCAAGUGUGGGACGUGAAGCAUGAUAAAGUGACGCAGGACAUGGACAGACCUUUAGCACGUUACUGGAUAUCUUCUUCUCAUAAUACAUAUUUAACUGGAAGUCAAUUUAAUGGUGAAUCUUCAUGUGAAGCUUAUGCUAGGUGCCUUAUGAUGGGGUGUAGAUGCCUUGAGUUGGACUGCUGGGAUGGUCCUGAGGGUUAUCCACACAUAACACAUGGACAUACAUGGACAAGUAAAAUAAAGUUUCUUGAUGUCCUCAAAACAAUUGCUGAACAUGCCUGGAUUAAAACUGAUUAUCCUUUGAUUCUAUCUAUAGAAAAUCAUUGCACUCUUCCUCAGCAACGUAAGAUGGCAAUGGCUUUUAAAGACCUGUUUGGAGAGGAUUUAUUGCUUGAAUGUAUUGAUAAGAAUGAAACAGAAUUACCUUCGCCUAACCAGCUUAAGAAGAAAAUUAUUCUUAAGAAUAAAAAACUUAAAAAAGGUGCAACUGAAUGUGCAGUAAAUGCAGAUGAAAGUGCUACUGAUACAGGCUUGAGCAAUGUUGAAAAAAACGGUUCUUUAUAUCUUGAAGAUCCAAUUGAUCAUGUAUGGCAUCCCCAUAUAUUUGUGCUGACACUAACCAAGCUGCUUUAUGCUGAAGACGUAAGAGCUGAACAAGAUGAAGAUACAGAUGAAGAUGAAAAUAAUUUAUAUACUGAGAGUGAUGAGCUACACUUUGGUGAGAAAUGGUUCCAUGGAAAACUAGAAGGUGGCCGUCACCGUGCAGAGAGACUGCUUCAAGAAGACAGUAACCUGGGAGAUGGCACAUUCCUUGUGCGAGAGAGUGAAACAUUCAUUGGAGACUUUUCAUUGUCUUUCUUGCGACAAAAUCGUGUGAAUCACUGCCGCAUCAAAUCCAAGCAAGAACAUGGUCAGCAGAAAUAUUAUCUAGUUGACACCCUGCUGUUUGACAGUCUCUACUCUCUUAUUACUUACUAUCGAACAAGCCCACUUCGUAGUUCCGACUUUGAGCUGACUUUAAAAGAACCUGUACCUCAACCUCAGUGUCAUGAAGGCAAAGAGUGGUAUUAUGGAGAAAUUGACCGUGCAACUGCUGAGGAUAAAUUGAAAAGAAUUCCAUGCGAUGGUGCUUUCUUGGUUAGACGAAGUGAAACUGAUCAGUACUCUUUUGUGAUAUCCUUUAGGUAUGAGGGGAGAAUCAAACAUUGUCGUAUAAAGCAGGAAGGCCGUCUGUUCACCAUUGGUACAGCACAGUUUGAGAGUUUACCAGAACUUAUCAAAUACCAUGAAAAAACACCCUUGUAUAAAAGAAUGAAACUAAAAUAUCCUGUCACUGACCAAUUAAUCAUGAGGAUGGGGAUAACUCCGGAAACCAGUACUUUACAUCGGGACCUCUACGUUAACCCUAAUGAUUUUACAUCCAAGGUAAACUUGUGUUGUACCGCCAUCCCUCUGUCUGUCCAUCCGCCCCAGUAG
This is a messenger RNA of Acanthosepion pharaonis, 2085 nucleotides long. The record is from the annotation of a GenBank genome assembly. NCBI's taxonomy places the organism in Eukaryota, Metazoa, Mollusca, Cephalopoda, Sepiida, Sepiidae.